CGCGGCCGACAGAUGGCGUUGGCCAGAGAACAACAACAAACCCUUCCAUUCAAGUGUGUAGAUUUGGCUCUCCUUUUCACCCUUAACUCAAUGGUGUGAUGCUGUUUCCUGCGACGAGAUGUGACUGCAGGCGGCGGAAAUGACUCCAGGAGGUAGAGGUUUCCAUGCUGCUGCUGUUGAUGAACAUGUCUGCUGUAGAGGAAAUACCUUCCCUAUCCCCAAGUUCCACUGGCACCCAUGAGAUGGAGGACUUCGUGCAGCUGCACUUGGCUGCUCAACCUGCCAGUCUCCCGGACGGCUUGUUAGCCCCUCGAGUGUCCACACCCCCUGUCCCCCGGCCACGUAAAGCAGCCUCUCUGUCCUUGAGCUCCACCCCUAAGCACCCAAACACCCGACACCUGCCUAAUGCACCACCUCAUACCAAUGGCCAUGACUACCACAUGAGUAAAGGCAACCGUAGCCACCACCAGGGCAUGCAGCGUGCACCAUCCCUGGACUCGGCCACCCACAGAGACCUGCCACUCUCCCCUAUCACACGCAUCCGUGGCUCUCAUAGUGACAGGUGCGGCUUCAGCAUUCCACCCCUCUUGCAUCUUGAGACAGAGGAGGACAGCAGCCCGCCAUCACAUCGCAGGAGCUCAACCCGUCUCAACAGUGGACCCCAGCAUGGAAAACACUUCAAAAAGUCACAGCAGCACUCUUACAGCCUCCCUGCCACGCCCAGAGUCAAUGGAAGUUCCCAGCACUCAGGCCUGAAUGGGCACUUCCCCCUUGGCACUUCGCCAUCAUACAGUACCUUGCCAUACAUGCUCCCAUCUCAUGCGCUAGAGCAUAGCAACCAGGAAAACAUAUCACCUAGCAGCAGUCAUUAUAUCACCUGUCAGGCAGGAGUGAGCCACCUGGAGAACUCAGUUUUCUUGGGCCAGCCUGACCCUAAGCUCCCAGGUGCGAUAGACUACAGUAGCUUGCCCCUGCCACACGAAGAUAGUGAACCGGUGCCCAGGAAACCUGACAUGAGCCGACACUUGAGUGAACCAUGCAUAACGGACUCGAGGAGAAGAUGCAACAGCCUGACUUACUCACCGAAGAAGAAGGGCAUGAAAAGCAGAGGGAAAGGGGCCAUACCAGGGAAGGAAAAUGGGCUGAUGGACAACAUCAAAGAAAGUGGGCAGAGUGAAGGGGAGAAUGAGGAGAUCAAUGCUUUGGAAGUGCAGUGGAGGUUUAUACAGACUUUGGUCACAGAGCUGAAUACAACUAAGGCAACUAACCGGAAGCUGAUGGCAGAACUCCACCAAGCCAAGAUGGAGAUACAGGUGUUAAAGGCAUCUCUGGAAUCAUACACUGAAACAGGCCUCCAACCAGGGGCAAUAACAGAAAUGGUUGGGCAGAUUCAUGCAGCUCAGAAAGUGCGGGAUGAAGCUAUGAUGUCGAGGAUUAAGUUAGCCAAUGAGGAACGUGAUGCAGCCUUAACUCAUACACGUGCUCUGAUGGACAAAUUGAGCCUUUCACCAAGAGGCAUGGCAGAUCACAUUGCUAUGGUGGAAACAAAUGAACAAGAUCUUCCAGCGGGUGGUAACAGCAGCUGCACAAGCUCACCGAGACGCAGUGACAGGCGACACAGAAGAUCAAACGACUUUCCCCCAUCUUCAACCCCUUCUGGCACUUCCUACACCUCAGUACCCCCAGCCUUCACACAGGGCUCGGAGCUGAAGUUCUCAGGAGAGCGUGAGGUGGCAACACUAUCCCAACUGGCAACGCUGGAGGAAGAGUUACGCACCUUGAGGCUAGCCACAACCAUUCACCACACACUGCACGAGGGAGGUGAAGGAGGCUUGGGGGAAACUAACCAAGACCAGUUUUAUAUAAUCAAAUGCCUCCGGAUAUAA
This is a messenger RNA of Penaeus vannamei (Pacific white shrimp), 1886 nucleotides long. The record is from RefSeq and is a predicted model, not a curated record. Lineage: Eukaryota; Metazoa; Arthropoda; Malacostraca; Decapoda; Penaeidae.